This is a messenger RNA of Gavialis gangeticus (Gharial), 1910 nucleotides long. It is a transcript of the gene USP50, whose product is annotated as ubiquitin specific peptidase 50. The record is from RefSeq and is a predicted model, not a curated record. The transcript is spliced from 8 exons. NCBI's taxonomy places the organism in Eukaryota, Metazoa, Chordata, Crocodylia, Gavialidae. Gene Ontology annotation, molecular function: cysteine-type deubiquitinase activity. Bases 688 to 1839 code for a protein of 383 amino acids. Gene Ontology annotation, cellular component: postsynaptic density; extrinsic component of endosome membrane; cytosol. Gene Ontology annotation, biological process: protein K63-linked deubiquitination; endosome organization; protein K48-linked deubiquitination.
AGUUGUCCAUGAGGAAACCCAUGUGCAUGCUCGGCUGGACAUACCUUGUAUGUCCACAAAAAUGAAUGGAAUUUAUAAAAAACAAUAUCACCAACCUAGUAAUACAGAAAGCAAAAAUAUAAGAGGCUAAAAGUGUAAAGGAAUUUUGAGCCCAGUUGCUCCCUGUUAAUGGCCCGUGCCAUUCCCCUUAGCAUAUCAAAAACAAUUAUUUUGCAGUAUUACAAGUCAAAUAUGGUAUUUAUCAUCCUGCAUCUUGCAACAGCUAUCUUCUGCCAUCACAGUUUGUUACUCUGUACUAAUAAUGAGAUGGAAUUUGGGGUUAGGAAACUACGACUGGGUCGGACACACAAAGUCAAUGGAACUGCAUAACCAGCUGUGAUGCAUGAGGAAAGAUGCAUGCACUAUCAUCAGGUUUUUUACCUUAACUAGCAUUUACAAGGACAAAGCAACAUCUCUUAGCAACAAGGUGGAACGUUGGGAUAUAAUGCCAAAAGAAUCCAGGUUGGAACGGUCAGGGAGGCUCGAAGAGAGCUGUGGGGGAAGACCAUGCUACUGAGCAGUUGUACUGUAAGAUAAGAAAGUUGGUGUAUGGAAAGGGAAAGAAAAGAGGUGGAGAAAUGAAGAGAAGAGGAUAAGAGGUAGCUUCCUUAAGUCACUGGAAGUAUCAAGUUCUUUGCAGGCCAACAGAUGGCUUCCCAGUCAACAUCAGCACCUGAUGAUCUCAAUAUAUUUUAUUCUCUGCACUUUCUGCCGCCACCUAGAUGCACACCCAGCCCCAAAACUGCCCACUUGGAAAAUGUUAAGGACUCCAGUGAGGAAUCAAAUGGUGAGAAAAGUCAGCAGUACCAAGGGCUAACGGGCCUGCGUAACUUGGGCAACACUUGCUACAUGAAUGCUGUUUUGCAAUGCCUCUGCAGUAUAUCCCCACUGGUGGAGUAUUUUCUCUCAGGAAAGUACAUCACAGCCCUGUGCAAGGAAAAUGUUGAAAUUGCUACUGCCUUUGCCUAUCUGAUGGCUGACAUAUGGCUCGGAGACUUUGACUGUGUAUCACCAGAGGUCUUCUGUUCAGUCAUCGGUGAUCGGCACCCAGCUUUUACCAAAAAGACUCAGCAGGAUGCGCAGGAGUUUCUGAUUUAUGUCCUGAGUGAACUACAUGAGACUCUUAAGAAGUUAAACAAAAGAAGCAGCCAGGGAAACGUAUCCAUUGCCAGGGAAAACAGAGGGAUUUCCCCUGAGACGUCAAUCAUCACACAGCUAUUCGAGGGACAGCUCAGUUAUGAAAUCACAUGUCUGGAGUGUCAGAACACCACUGUUAAGAAUGAGGUCUUUACUGUCCUCUCUCUUCCCAUCCCUUCUGAGACUGCAUGCUCUCUACAGGAUUGUCUUGACUGUUUCUUUCAACAAGACAUUCUGACCUGGAAUAACCAAAUCCAGUGUUCAUGGUGUGGCACAAAGCAAGACACUGCAGUGAAGACCUGCCUAGCCAAGGCACCAAAGAUCGUUAUUUUGCACUUAAAGAGGUUUGAUUGUCAAGGCAGCUACAAAAGGAAACUUGGAACUGACAUCCACUAUCCACUAAACAACUUGGAUCUUUCUCCUUAUGUCUAUCCACUGUUUCGGAAGAAUCCAAAGUACAGUUUGUGUGCCGUGGUGAACCAUUUUGGGUAUCUGGAUGGUGGCCACUAUACAGCCUUCUGCAAACACACUGUCACCCAGAACUGGUACAGCUUCGAUGACUCGCAGGUCACCGAGAUUCCACACUCCUCAGUGCAGUCUGCUGCAGCCUAUCUCCUGUUUUACAGCUGUCAAGCCUUCUCUGUACCAACCAGAAAACAUUAGGCCCAUGGUUACAAUUCACUGAUAGUGUAAGCCAAGUUCUGUGUUCUCAUUAAACUAGGGCAGUACCUGAA